Molecule: messenger RNA, 2136 nt
Organism: Oncorhynchus tshawytscha (Chinook salmon)
Lineage: Eukaryota; Metazoa; Chordata; Actinopteri; Salmoniformes; Salmonidae
Product: SKI family transcriptional corepressor 1 homolog-B-like
Exons: 6
Coding region: 1-2094 (697 amino acids)
Biological process (GO): negative regulation of BMP signaling pathway; negative regulation of transcription by RNA polymerase II
Cellular component (GO): nucleus; transcription regulator complex
Molecular function (GO): SMAD binding; DNA-binding transcription factor activity, RNA polymerase II-specific; RNA polymerase II cis-regulatory region sequence-specific DNA binding
Source: RefSeq, a predicted model, not a curated record
AUGGAGUGUAAUCCUCCUCAGUUACCUGCGAUACGGGACUCCAGCUGCUCUCCACCGAGCUCCAAACAGGACCUCCCAACAUUCAACCCCAACAUGAAACCCAACCAGGUCAGCGAGACCGCCCUGUAUGGAAUAUCCAUAGUCUGUCUGGUGCUGGACGGUCAGGAGAGACUGUGCCUGGCGCAGAUCUCCAACACUCUGCUGAAGAACUACAGCUAUAACGAGAUCCACAACCGGCGCGUGGCUCUGGGCAUCACCUGCGUGCAGUGCACCCCGGUCCAGCUGGAGAUUCUGAGGCGUGCGGGCGCCAUGCCCAUCUCCUCCAGGCGCUGUGGGAUGAUCACAAAGCGCGAAGCAGAGAGGCUUUGUAAAUCGUUUAUCGGAGCCCACAACCCUCCAAAACUACCGGAGAAUUUCGCGUUUGAUGUUUCCCACGAGUGCACGUGGGGGAGCCGUGGUAACUUUAUACCAGCCAGGUACAACAGCUCCCGGGCCAAGUGUAUCAAGUGCUCCUUCUGCAAUAUGUAUUUUUCUCCCAAUAAGUUCAUAUUCCACUCUCACAGAACAUCAGAAUCCAAGUAUACCCAGCCAGACGCUGCUAACUUUAACUCCUGGAGGAGACACCUCAAACUGACCGACAAGGGCUCGCCGGAUGAUUUAGCUCAUGCGUGGGAGGACGUCAAAGCCAUGUUCAACGGGGGCAGCCGGAAGAGGACGCUGCCCAUGCACCGCCACGGGCCCGAACGUUCCUCUCCGUUAAAACCUCACCAAGGACCUUCCAACCUGCCCCGGAGAGACUCACCGGAGAUCCCCCCUAAAAUCCUCCGCUGCGAGGACAACCGGGGAGGCAUGGGGAGUAUAGCUAGCAUCACGCGCAGCUAUCCCAUUAUCCCGGUGCCCAGCAAAAGCUACGGGAUGCUGCAGAACGUGAAGAUCCCUCCACCUCUCUUCCCACACCCAUACGGGUUUCCGGCCUUCGGGUUGUGUCAGAAGAAGGAUGACAGUGGUGUGAUGGGGGAGCCGAAUAAAGCCCACCUCUCUGGCGUCUUCUCCUGGUCGAGCACCAAGGACAGCGCCUACCACUCUUUCCCCAUGUUCUGGCCUACUGCAGACGGCCUGUCCAUACCGUCCUUCCCCCAGCCACAGCACCAGGCCCAGCCACAGCACCAGGCCCAGCCCAAACAGCCAUCGGAGGUCCUGUGCGCCAGACAGAGUGAGCUGGACGCAUCCGAGCAGAGUCACAGAAAUAGCAACACUCCAAAGGACAAUGUGGGGGAUAGUGAGCGGUGCUCCAGCACUCAAUCCACCCGGAAUGAGGAUGACAAGUCCGGGGAUGAGGCGAGGUCAAUGGACGGUAAAAUGCCCGUUCUACCCCGGAAGAUUAGCUAUGUCUCCGCAUUCAGACCCGUCAUCAAAGACGCGGAGAGUAUAGCCAAACUAUACAGUAACCCGGGGAAGUACAACGGGGCUCGAGCUGGGUAUCUGUCACCUGAUUUCCUAAGAGAGAGCUCGAGCUACAGGUCCUUGUCGCCAGACAGCGUGGAGAGCGUUGGCGAGACAGAUGUGGACGUGGAGACCAAUAAGUCACAGGAGGAUGAGGAGUCACUUCCGCACUCCAUUGAGGACUGCAGGAGCCCCCCUGUCCCUGUUCUAAGCCUGUCGCGCGGUGCAGAUGACUGUGCCAGUAGAGAGGAGCCAUCUUCGACAGUGAAGGAGGUUGAAACGAAGUCGUAUAAGGGCCAAAGCCGGGAGGAGGGCCCGAGAGAAGCACUGAACGAGGACGAAUUGCAGAAACAACUCAUGGAGCAAGUGGAGCUAAGGAAGAAAUUGGAACGAGAAUUCCAACAUUUAAAAGAUAAUUUCCAUCAUCAGAUGAAAAGGGAGCUGUCCUACAGGGAGGAGAUGGUCCAGCAGCUUCAUAUUGUCAGAGACACAUUAUGCAGUGAGCUGGAGCGAGAGAAAAAGGCUCGCUAUGCUAUUCAACACAAGUUGAAAGAAGCUCACGACGCGCUACACCAAUUCUCCUGUAAGAUGCUGACUCCUCGUCACUGCACUGGAACCUGCUCCUUCAAACCUCCUCUUCUACCACCCUAGUCCCUUCCCACAGUCCGCCGUGGAGCCCCAUCCGUUUGGAAA